AUGUCCCCAUGCUGGAGGACGGCGAGGAGGGUGGGGUACGCCUCUGGCACCUGGUUAAAGCCACCGAUGAGCCGGAAGGGGCCAAGGCGCGGCGCAGCAGCCUGCGGGAGCGGGAACGGGAGCGCGCUCGGGCCAAGGCCAUUCCAGAGAUCUACCUCACCCGCCUGCUGUCCAUGAAGGGCACACUGCAGAAGUUUGUAGACGACACGUUCCAGGCCAUCCUCAGUGUGCACCGGCCCGUGCCCAUCGCUGUCAAGUACCUGUUUGACUUCCUGGACGAGCUGGCAGAGAAGCAUGGCAUCGAGGACCCAGAGACACUGCACAUCUGGAAGACGAACAGUCUGCUGCUGCGCUUCUGGGUGAACGCCUUGAAGAACCCACAGCUCAUCUUUGACGUGCGGGUGUCAGACAAUGUGGACGCCAUCCUUGCCGUCAUCGCCCAGACUUUCAUCGACUCCUGCACGACCUCGGAGCACAAAGUGGGCAGGGAUUCCCCGGUGAACAAACUGCUCUACGCCCGGGAGAUCCCUCGCUACAGACAGAUGGUGGAGAAAUACUACGCAGACAUUCGCCAGAGCUCUCCAGCGAGCUACCAGGAGAUGAAUUCAGCUCUGGCUGAGCUCUCUGGGAACUACACCUCUGCUCCCCACUGUCUGGAAGCUCUGCAAGACCUCUAUCACCACAUCCACAGGUACUACGACCAGAUCAUCAGCGCAUUGGAGGAGGACCCAGUGGGUCAGAAGAUGCAGCUGGCCUGCCGCCUGCAGCAGAUCGCCGCCCUGGUGGAGAACAAAGUGACUGACCUGUGAGCUUGGUCUUAGCAGCAAGCAGGACGCGCUGCCGCAGUGCCUUCCGACCCCCGGACCCAGCCAGUGACCGAGGGGAGCCGGUGGAGCCUGGGGUGCAGGGCGCAACGCCAGGCACUGGACCCAGCAGUGGGUUCCCUGCCCACCUCUCCACCAGCCCACCUGCUUUCCCCCACUUGGGCUUCUUUCUAAUUUAUAACGAUGCCUACCCCUUCCCUCCCUACUCCCCCACUGUAUUUAUUUGCUUGCUGGAGAAUCACAUCUGGAAAUAAAAUAGAAAUACAUCUUUUUAGAAAAA
Molecule: messenger RNA, 1104 nt
Organism: Carlito syrichta (Philippine tarsier)
Lineage: Eukaryota; Metazoa; Chordata; Mammalia; Primates; Tarsiidae
Product: plexin-B3-like
Exons: 7
Biological process (GO): regulation of GTPase activity; regulation of cell shape; negative regulation of cell migration
Cellular component (GO): semaphorin receptor complex
Molecular function (GO): semaphorin receptor activity
Source: RefSeq, a predicted model, not a curated record